UGCCCCUGUCAAUCAUCGUUUAAAACCCAACCUGUUGCAUCGAAUACUCGAAGCUUCCCCUACUAGCGUGCACCGGUGGUGCAUCGGAACGCGAAAAACCGUCACACAGUGGUGGAAUUCGUUGCCAGGCAAUCCUGCUACUCAGGCACUGGCGUUGUUUAUUUGAAUGGCCUGAUUUCCGUUUUUUUCCGUCGGGAGCAUAAUCGAUUUGGGUUCAGUGAGAAAAUUGCAGUCUGUGAAAACGAAUCGCAAGUUUUGUGUCGGUUAAAUUUUGAGUUUGUUCGACGAUGGACAACGAAAAAGACUCCCGUGGGAAAGCGAUCUCGAUCGUGCCUAAGAAUGUCUUUGGGCUGCGUACUGACAUUUUUGGAAAUGUGCAUUUCACUGCAAAGCAGGAAAUUAUCUAUCCUGUUGCUGGAGUGCUCGCAAUUCAUGACUUUACCACAAAUAAGCAGAAGUUUUUGAGGUUUCCGGAAAACUAUCACCCCGAGCGACUUGUUAUAAGUCCAGAUAGAAAAUUUAUAGCUGUGUCCGAAAAAAGUGCCGACAACAAAUCUUUGAUUAAUAUCUACGAGAUAACCACGUUGAAAAAACGUAAAACCCUUCAACUGCCACCUGACUGCCCAAACACUCAAAUCGGAAACAUAUGUUUCACGCACGAUUCGCGCGGAAUCGCUGUAUUGUCCGUCGAGCCAGACACUUUUUUGUCGAUCUUUUCGUUCGACAAAAACGAAUCGCUGAUUAUAGGUCGAGCGUCGAACUCCAGUCAACAGGGUCAGGCCAACUACCUGUCAUGCAAUCCAAGCGACGCCACCAUUGUCGCCGUCGGUGGUUUCUAUAUGCUGAAGAUCAUGAACAAAACGGACAAAGGAUUCGGUCAAAUAGGAACCAUAAAAGGGGACCAGCUGUUGGUGACUUCGAUUGCAUGGCUUACAUCAGACGCGCUGGCAGCAGGAACGGCCGAAACUGAACUGAUCAUUGUAGAAUCUGGAGAACUUAAGUUAAGGGUACGAGCCGAUGAGGUGCAAAGUAUCGAUCUCGCAACGGAUGUAGAAGGAGAUCUUUCGCCGCCUCCGGAUGACGGCACCGGGCCCCGAAAAGACAACCGUGAUGUUUUGUGCCUAACGCAGUUCGAACAAGGCUUUCUCUAUUCGAUUCAUAAUGAAGUUCAUGUCUUCGAGAAAUCAUCAGCAUAUUCAUUCAUCAAGAAAUCAAUUAUACGAAUACCGAUCACUCUGUACGAUAAGGAGUCUUAUAAAAUUCUGAACGUUGCGGUAAAUGCCGAGCAAGAUACAAUUGUUGUAGCUACGAAACAUUCACAGAUAUACAUCGGUAUGCUGUUUGUACCGGAGACCUUGAAGGUUAGCGAACUAGUAUUCCGUCAUUUGGGAGAACCAUUGCAUGUUAGCGGUAUCGUGGGGUUAUCUGUUUGCUCCUGGAAGCCGAUCAUUAUGACCGCUGCAAAAGACCUCACGGUACGCCUUUGGAAUUAUCAGAGUAUGAAAAUAGAACUGGUGAAAAAAUACCUAAUCGAAAUCAAGGUGAUAGGCCUGCAUCCUUCCGGUUUCUUCGCUGCGGUUGGGUUUAUAGAUUUGCUCCGGCUGGUGCAAAUUCAGUUGGACGAUCUGAAGGUAACAAAGGCCUUCAAUUUCCCAAACUGCACGCAGCUCAAGUUCUCCAAUCAAGGCCAUCUGUUGGCGGCUGCCCACGGAAAACUAAUCAGCUUGAUAAGCAUCUUCACUUUCGAAGUCAUCCAGACUCUUAAAGGACACAACGGGAAGAUUAUGAGCCUAUCGUGGAGUUCUGAUGAUGCAAUUCUGGCGUCCGGAGGGGACGACGGAGCAAUCUAUAAGUGGAAUGUAGUUACUGGAGAACGAAUGGAAGAGAUCGUUCAGAAAGGGAUUCACUAUAGAGCGCUAGCACUUACCAGUGAUGCGAAUUCCGUUUACGCCAUCACCAAUACAGGCCUUAUACGAGAAAUGUGUAAAUCGGAUAUCAACCGAGAAUUUAAGAUCCCUGAGCUGACCCCACUAACCGACAUUGCUAUGUCACGUUCAGAUGCACUGAUGUUUGUGGCAACGGAAAAGGGUCACCUAUACAACGUGGAUGGAAGUGGAAAUUGUACCAAUUUUCGAUUUUUCAAUACCAGCAUCACAAAGAUGUGCCUGACGUACAACGACAGCACGCUGGUUACUGCAGCAGCCGAUGGAACACUGAUAAUUUGGACGAUCCUCAACUGCGAAGGUAAAACGGCACCACAUGCGCCGGAAUUGGGCCUUUACUCGGAUAUUCUGAUUGCAAGGCAAGAUUUAGUGGACAAAAAUGACGCGAUCACAACGCUCGAGAUGCGUAUCCAGCAACAGAUCAUGGAGUUCCAGUACAAAAUGAAGCAAGGAGAUGCUUUUCAUUCGGAGCAGAUGCGAGACAUACACCGAGACUACUGCUCCGCUAUAGAAGAGUUAAAGAAAAAGAACGAAGAGAUGGAAAUGGCCCACGUGGAAGAAUGUAAUCUGAUGACAGCUGGUAUCGCCGAAGCUAAGGAAGAACACCAGAAAGAGAUGAUGGAUUUCGAGGCUCAGUUUCACGAGAAAAUUAUAACGGAAUAUGAGAAAUUAACCAAUCUGAAACAACGUAUGGAUCAGAUGCGAGAAGAAUAUGAAAUCAAAUUGAGAAGGUCGGCCGGUUGUCUGCAAGACACAAUCGAAACCCUGGAAGCAGAACAGAAGAAGCAAUUGAGCAAUAAACAGGAAAUUAUCGACGGACUACUGAAAGAAAUGGACCGCCGCCGGAUGGAAUUCGAUGAAUACUGCAAGCAGGUGGAUGUGGACAACGAUCGAAACAAGGUGGAACUUCAGUUAAACUACGAAAAAAAGUUGCUUGAAGAGGAGGAAAACUGCAUGAAAUGGAGAGGCGAAGCUGGCGUGUUGAAGAAGAAGUUUUCAACACUUAGUCGGGAAGCUGAAAAUUAUCGCAAAGAAAUUGAAACAUUGCAAUAUCAGCACGGUAGGUUCCAGCAAGCUAUUAAACAACACCAACGGGAUAUCGAAGAUCUGAAAGGAGAACUAGGGGAAAGGGAAGCGAUCAUAAAGGAUAGAGAGAGAAAGUUACACGAUAUGAACAAAAAGAACGGCGAGUUGGAGAAAUACAAACAGGUGCAAACGCAUAAAAUAAACGAGUUAAAAAAUCAAAUUGAACCUAAAGAUAGAGAGAUUAAAGAGAAAAAGGAAGUUAUCAGCGAAAUGGAAGACAAACUAGAGGAACUACAGCAGAGUAAUAAACAGUUAGCCCUACAGCUGCAGGAACUUACCGAUAAGUAUUACGGAGCCGAUUUAGAACUGAAAAAAGAGCGGAAUCGUUUCCGGAGUGCCAAGAACCAGUACCAACAAGUGUGCAGGGAAAUCUAUAACGUCGCAGGAUUGAUUCAGAAACCAGACGAACUGAAGAGGGGCAUUAAAGAUCUCUGCCAUCGGUACUCAGAAGAUAGGGAGCUGCAAAAAUCACUUGCAAGAGAUGAAGAUGUCCAGAACGAGUUUCUUAGACAGAGGGAACAUCUUGAAAAACUAACAAAAGGAGGAAAACACAAGAAUCGCGAGAAAAAAGACACUGGUGAAGUUAUGAGGCUAAUAAAAGAAAACAUGGAGCUACUCGGUGAAUUGAAUAAACUACGCGAGCUGUUGAACGAAAAGCAGCGAACUUGCACAAGAAUGGAAGCACUUCUCGGACUAUCCAGUAAAGCUAUAUCCCCAAGAGCGGCGAAGUUAAAACUGGAGAAAGCUGUUGCCGACAAAGACGAAUUAGAGAACCGACAUAAAGAACAAACUAGCAAAUUGCAGGAUAUCAUUAAGACUCUUUCCAACGAGAAUCAGAACCUUCGAUCUGAAAUCGUGGCAUUGAACAAGAAAAACAUCAACAAAUAAAUCACCAUUUGUCAAGUUUUCGUCAAAAUACACCGCAUAACCAAUAUAGUUAAAACUUAAAAAAAUAAUUUUUUCUGUUAAAAUAUUUUUUUCUCAAUUUUCUAGCAUUGACUGAGUCUGAAAUGCUAUUAAAUAUUGUUCAAUAUAUUUCAGCAAUAUAAAUACGUAAUUGUGUAAUAAAAUAUAAUCG
This is a messenger RNA of Wyeomyia smithii (pitcher-plant mosquito), 4107 nucleotides long. RefSeq names its product cilia- and flagella-associated protein 57 (gene tous). The record is from RefSeq and is a predicted model, not a curated record. Gene Ontology annotation, molecular function: protein binding. The transcript has 8 exons. Lineage: Eukaryota; Metazoa; Arthropoda; Insecta; Diptera; Culicidae. The coding region runs from base 288 to 3917 and encodes 1209 amino acids.